Molecule: messenger RNA, 1008 nt
Organism: Neltuma alba
Lineage: Eukaryota; Viridiplantae; Streptophyta; Magnoliopsida; Fabales; Fabaceae
Product: glutamate receptor 2.1-like
Exons: 2
Coding region: 1-1008 (335 amino acids)
Biological process (GO): G protein-coupled receptor signaling pathway
Cellular component (GO): membrane
Molecular function (GO): G protein-coupled receptor activity
Source: RefSeq, a predicted model, not a curated record
AUGGACUUGAAACCAGCAUCGAAGUCAAGCCAGAAGAAAAAGAACUUUAACCUCUGCCUCUGGUUUCGUGGCUUUUGCACUUUGCUUUGGUUCUUUGCAGAAACUUCGAAGGCGAAGCAAGCACAAAUACCAAUAGGCGUAGUGGUUGAUCUCAAAUCCUCAAUCGGAAGUAUGGCUGUGCGCUGCAUCCAAAUGGCUCAUGAUGACUUCUAUAAACAGUAUUCUCAUUACCAAACAAGACUUGAACUUCGAAUCAGCGAUUCUAAGAAUGAUGCCGUCACUGCAGCAUCUGCAGCUCUCGAUUUGAUAAAGAAUGAAAACGUGCAUGCAAUUAUCGGACCUUUAUCUUCAGAACAAGCGAGUUUCGUAAUACGACUUGGGCACAAAUUUCAGGUGCCCAUCGUCUCCUUUUCAGCCACAAGUCCAUCUCUUCCUCCGCUCCGGAGCAAAUUCUUCAUAAGGACAGCACAAGAUGAUCGCUCACAGGUGCAGGCUAUAGCUGCCAUUGUUGAAGCUUACGGAUGGCACGAAAUCAUCCCAAUCUACGAAGACACCGAGUUUGGCAAGGGUCUGAUCCCAUACCUCACAGAGACCUUGGAGGAAGUUAACACCCGAGUGCCCUACAGAAUUGCCAUCGAUCCGAAUUCUGAGGAAUAUGAGAUUUUAGAGGAGCUGAAGAAGCUCAAUCAGAGUCGAAAAGGAAUAUGUCUUGUUCACAUGACUAGUCUUGUUGGUCCCAAAUUCUUCUCAGCAGUGAACAAAGCUGGAAUGAUGACAGAAGGGUAUGGGUGGAUAGUCACCGACGGGUUAUCCAAUGUGUUAGCCCCUCUGGGUCCGAAAGUGAUGGAUUCUAUGCAAGGUAUCGUGGGGGUAAGGCCAAGACUGGAAAAGUCUAGAGGGCUUACAAUUUUCAGAGAUAGAUGGAAAGCUUGGUCAAUUAAAUCAGGUAGCGUGUCUUCUCCCUUAACCUUGUUUGGACUUUGGGCUUAUGACACAGUUUGGCGAUAG